This is a messenger RNA of Acanthamoeba castellanii str. Neff, 2718 nucleotides long. RefSeq names its product calponin domain containing protein. Gene Ontology annotation, biological process: intracellular signal transduction. The coding region runs from base 1 to 2718 and encodes 905 amino acids. Gene Ontology annotation, molecular function: guanyl-nucleotide exchange factor activity; protein binding. The record is from RefSeq and is a predicted model, not a curated record. The transcript has 21 exons. NCBI's taxonomy places the organism in Eukaryota, Discosea, Longamoebia, Acanthamoebidae.
AUGAGCGACGUACCGACGUUGGAGGUUAGCUUGCAGGAGAAGAGGCAAAGGGACUACAACCCUCAGCUCGAUAUGGACAUGCGGAAGUGGGUGGCGGCCUUCCUGGGGGUGGACGUCGAUCUCUCGCCUUCUACCUCCUUCGCCUCCAUCUUCAAGGACGGCAUCCUCCUCUGCCGCAUUAUCAACAAAAUCAAGCCCGGCACCAUCCCAGAGCCCGCCCGAACUGGUUUGGCCUUCAAGCAGAUGGUGAGGGGCCUCCCCUUUGAAAACAUCCAAAACUAUUUGCACGGGUGCAAGGAACUGGGGCUUCCCGAGAGCUCGCUCUUCAACACCAUCGAUCUCUUUGAGGAGAAAAACGUCAACAUGGUCAUCAAGAAUGUGUACAACAUGUCUCAGAUCGCCAGCGGCGUUCGUCCCGGCUCAAUGCGUGAUGCUUCGUCAUCGGCCGCCGCCGCCAAGCAGCGAGGCCUUGCCACAUCCAUGUCGUCGCCAAACUUGAAGACAUCCAGCGGUUCGUUGGUCAUCGGCCGCUCCCCGCCUCCGCCGCCUCCCGCGUCGUCGAAGCCCACACCGGCUCAGGCACAGGCGCAGCCUUCCACCACCAGUCAGCCGGCACCGCCGGCACGACCCGCGCGAUCGGGGUCGGUGCGACCGCCCGUCCCUCCGCGCUCCACCAUUCUCAAGGCCGCGCCCGUCGUGUCCGUCACCUCGACCCCCGUGUCGUCCAUGGCCGAAAAAAGAAUCUCUCGACGGAUGAGCUUCGGGCGAUCGCAGGCGCAGCAAAUGAUCGCUGCCGCCGCGGCGGUUGUCACGCGCGGUCCUGACGUCUCCAGUCUCACCGACGACAUCAACGCCAAGGCCGCCUUCAAAUACAAUCCGCUGCUCGAAGAACAGGCAUCGCGAUGGGUGUGCGGCGUGCUGGGCGUCAUGUUGGACCCGAGCCGAACCUUCAUCAGCUCCAUCAAGGACGGCGUGUUGCUCUGCAAGCUCAUCAACAAGCUGAAGCCUGGCACUAUACCUCAAAUCCACACGUCUUCCAUUGCAUACAAGCAGAUGGAAAACAUUGCCGCCUACCUCAAGGCCUGCGUGCAGUUGGGCCUGUCGGCAUACGAUUGCUUCAACACGGUGGACCUCUACGAGGAGAAGGAUAUCAACGUGGUCAUCAACAACAUCCACGUGCUGGCCAAGCACGUCAAGGCCCAGGGCAUCGGCGGCGAAGGCGUACCUGCGAUCGAGGACAGCAAACGGGCGAGGCGGCCGUACUCGAUAUUCCUCACCGAAGUGCAGGGCCUGCAAGAGCUGCAGGCGUCCCUGGCUGAUCUGCCAGCUGAUCCGGUGGAAAGCGAGUUGGUGGAAUGGAUGAACUCGCACAUCAGCAAGGAUGGAGGACCGCUAAUCUCCAAUACCCACAGCGACCUCAAGGACGGCGUCGCGCUCAUUCGCCUUCUGGAAGUGCUUUCGGACGUGCGGGUGGGCCACUACGUCGUGGACCCCAAGCUGCCGUGGCAUCGCAUCCAAAAUGCAACACUCAUUCUCCGUUUCAUCGCCGAGCAAACGUUCUGGAGCGUGCGCGGCUGCACCUCCCACGACAUCGUGCUGGGUAAUGCAGAGCCGCUCAAGACGCUGCUCAAGCACAUCCGCUCCAAGUUCGACCGCGACUUCUUGUUCCAAGGAAUGGAGAAGGGAACGCGAAGGCAGAAGAUCGCUGAAGAGCUGACCACCACGGAGCGGACCUACGUCACUCACCUUCGCACGCUCACCAACGGUCUGCUGAACGAGCUGAAGAGCCACCUGGGCCAGGCCACCGAAGUUCUCACUGCAGACGAGAUUGAAGAAGUCUUUGCGAACGUUGAGGAAAUUGUGGAAUUCCACAGCAGCCUGCUGGACAUCGUCGAGGCCCGACUGGCGAGCUACACCGCGCUCACCGAGUUCGGCGACCUCUUUGUGGAGAAGUUCGACGAGACCUUCGUGACCAUGUACAAGCGCUACGUGCGCGAUUUUGAUUCCACGCACCUCGUCAUCAAGUUCCUUGAGGGCGCCAAGCCCGAAUUCCGAGUACACAUCGACAAAUUCGAGAACGAAGAAAAGAGUCGGUCGGGUCUCCUCCUGAACUCUUUCCUGAUUCUUCCCGUGCAACGCGUGCCUCGUUACAUGCUCCUCCUUCAAGAAUUGGAAAAGCAAACACCCGAGGAGCACCCCGACAGCCCCAACAUCAAGAAGUCCAUCGAGAUUCUGGGCAACAUUCUCGAUGACAUCAACGCCAGCAAGACCAAGUCCGAUUCACAGCAUAAGCUCAGCACCAUCGAGAGCUCCAUCGCCGGACUUGAAGCACUGCCCAUCGACACGUUGGUCCAUCCCAAGCGGCGGUACGUGCGAGAGGGCGUGCUGACGUGGCGAGGCGAGUCGGAGGACAACCCGUCGCCGUACUUCUUCCUCUUCAACGACUUCCUGAUGUACACCACCCGGCGAGGGAACGAGGAGGGUCCGGACGAGGGCGGCAAGGCGUUCGAGUACAUCACCAUCGUGCCCCUCAACUUCAUCACCCUGGUCGAGGAGUGCGAGGCCGAGCCCAACGCCUUCCAGGUCGCGCUCGAGGAAGAACUCACACUCUUCGUCGCACCAUCGCCCAAGGCACGGCGCACCGAAAGGGACGAAUGGAUCAAGGACCUGCAGCAGGCGCUCGACGAGAAGGUGGUCAUCCAGUUCUGCGAGUUCUAG